AUGACACAACAACAGUGGAAUCUCAUCGUCGGUGACCUUUUCAAGGUCAAAGAUGACUACGGGAUCUAUGGAGACAUGGCGCAAGAACUAAUUACGUGGCUACGCAGCAAGACACGUGUGCUCGCCAUUCUCCGCAAAAUACAGAUGGCGACAAUUGGAAAGACGCUCGCAGUUCUCAGGGCAGUGCUGACGCGUUGGAUGUCUCAUUAUCUUGCCUAUCGCCGCCUCCUUGAGCUUCAUCCUGCACUCGAAUUGCUUGUAACGAAGCACGAAGCUCAUUUGAUAUCAGGUGGAGAUGCACACUCACGCAGAAAGACUCAAACAGCCAUUGCAACAAUCAAAAACGCAACAUUUUGGCAUGCAUUG
This is a messenger RNA of Suillus paluster, 366 nucleotides long. RefSeq lists its product as uncharacterized. NCBI's taxonomy places the organism in Eukaryota, Fungi, Basidiomycota, Agaricomycetes, Boletales, Suillaceae. The record is from RefSeq and is a predicted model, not a curated record. The transcript has a single exon. The annotation marks the transcript as partial.